AUGGAAAAAACAGUAUCAACCUCAUCUGGACAUAAUCUUAAGAAAAUCAAACAAUUUUCAGUUAAAUCCAGAACUAAAAGUAGUGCAAGUUUCAAAGGCUUACUUAAAUUACAUAAAGCUUCCAGUCACGAUGGAACAACAUUGCCCCUAUAUGAUAAAAGUGAUUCUGAAAGUAUAAGUAGUAAUAAUAGCACUAAUUCAUUGAAAAAAUCAAAAUCCUCGGAUUCUAUAGCCAGAAGAAGAACUAUUAAUGGCUUAAAUAUGACAGCUUUAUCGUCGACCAACUUAAGAACAAAGAAUACCAAUCAUCAAAGUAACAAUAACAAUGCCAAUUUCCAAUAUAUUAAGCCGAUGAGUCCGUUAAAUAAUACUAAUACAGAUACUAAUUUUACAGAAUACAUCAACAACAAUCACAAUAAUAGUCUUAAAUUAGUCCCUAAAUCAAGACGCAGUAGUAAAUCAGUGGUAUCCAUUCAUGAUGGGAAUGAAUUUUAUCAACAAGAAUCAUCUACUGAUGAGGAGGUUGAACAUUUCACUGAUGAUGAAAUAUCCAGCAGCAGCAGCAGCAGCAGCAGCAGCAGCAGCAGCAACAACAGUGGUGGCGAUGUCAUGAAAAAGGAACAUGGACGAUUAAAACAGCAAAAAAGUAAUGUUGACAUUCGCAAUAGCGGUAGUUCUUCAUCCUCUUCUGUUGAAGAACGUGACAAUAACAUAAUACAUACUUCUACCUCAUUUUUAGGAGGUACAAAAAAAAGGACAAAAAAAUCAGCACAUAAAGACAAGAAUGUAAAUAAAAGUAAUACUAAUAAAUUAAACGCAAUGGUGAAUAUUACAAAACCCCUAAGUUAUAUUGCUCCUUCUAGCCUAAGACCUGUUUCUCAUCAAUCCUUUGAUCAAAUACAUAAUAAAGCUGAAAUUAGAAAUGAGGAGGGGGAAGAGGGGGACCGUCUUCACCGUAUUGACAAUAUCAACAAUUAUGAAAACAGCAACAAUUUUAUGGCUAAUAAUUAUAAUUAUGAUGAUAUCAAUAAUAAUCGCACCAACUUUGUUACUGAAGAUAAUGAUGAUGAUAUAAUUGGUUCAAACCAUGCAUACAUGCAACCUACUUUAAGUGAGGCCGGUCAUAGCCUGAAGAGACAAAUCACGCCAUAUACAAGGGGUCCAAUAAACUCAGAAAAUAUUAAGUUAAACGGAGAUAUAAUUGAUGAUAGUACUACUCAGAUUAAUAUAAACAACAAUAAUAGCAAUAACAAUAAUUACCCUGGAGAUAAUGAGGGUAAAGACCAAAUAGUCAUCAAUCAAAAUCAAUCAUCUGAUUUAAUUUUAUCUCAAACAGCCGAGACUGUAGAGAAAAUAGAUAAUACUAGCAGCAACAAUAGCAACAGCAAUUACGACAUGGGUAUAGCUCAUGAAAAUAAUGUUAAUCAUGAUACGAGGCCACCAAGCUCCACAGCAAACAGUCUAUACAACGGUGGAAAUCCAGAUAUCAAGUUUAAUUAUAUUAAUCAAGAUUUUUUGAAUAGUGCCGACUCCUUACACACAAUGAUGAGGCCUGCUAUAACAGAUACCUAUAAUAUACAACAACAACAACAACAACAACAACAACAGCAACAACAACAACAACCGACUUCUUCAUCACAGGGUAGAAGCGAUUUUUCAUCUUCAAUAUCAAGUUUAACAAGUAAUUUACAGCAGCAUCAACAACUCCAAAAAAAUCAGCAACAAUAUCAACAACAGCAACAACACGGUUUGUCAAAACAGCAUUCAGUUACAAGGUUAGGAACAUUGCUUACAUCAAGACCAUCCCAAACAUCACUAUUAAGAUUUGCUACCGCAAAUAAAGCAUCGCUGCAACAACAACAGCAACAAUUGCCAACUUCCAGAAAUAGCGCAAACAAUUUUCAAAGAAUAAUUCCUAAGUCUUCAAAAACAUCUGGUUAUAAUGGCAACAAUAACGAUGCAUUCAUGGAAUUUACUGAAGAUUCACCUAAAAAAGAUACGUUUAAUAAUUUUCAUUCAUUUCUAAAAUCAGAUUCUACAGAUUCUGACUCGAGAACUCAACAGAAAUUAUGGUUACAAAGGGAAAACUCUAUUUUGGAUCUAUCUUCUGAUUAUGAAAAACCCGAUGCUGUAUAUUUGGCAUCAUCUGUUGAGGCGAAAAGAGAGUUUGAAAGAAUUUCUAGGGAGUAUAUUAAUAUAAAAAGAUAUGAUAACCCAUUGUAUAGAUCAUUACAACAAAUAAAUGAAUUUGGCAAGAAAAAUGGUUCUUUAAUUGAUGAUAAGGGCGUGAUUGGAAACACUAGGAAUGAUACGAACGACAAAAAAAAAGGAUCACGCACUAACAAAAAUAAUACUCAUAAUAAAAAUAGCAAAGCUGGCAGUGACGAUGUUUUGGUAAGCAUAUUUGGCACACCGUCUUCUGAAAUUAAAAGUAUUUUAAGAAAUAUCUGGAUCACAGAAAGUAAAAAAUCUUUAAAUGGUGCAAAUGGUGGCGGUGGUGGUGAGUACAACACAAAUAAUAAUCGUGGGAGUAAUUUACUGAGAAAUAACGAAUCGCAAUAUUAUAUCCAUCAUCAGCGUCAUAAUUAUCCUCACAAUAAUAAUAACCAUAACAAUAAAAACCCUACCCUUAAUAGUAACGUUAAUAGCAAUUCCAAUAAUAGUAAUCCCAUUAAUAAUAACACUAUUAAUGGCAAUGUUAAUAACAAUAUCUAUGCUCCUAGCUUUCAGUCAACAAGAUUAAUGUUAAACUCCAAUUUAAACUCACAUCAUAGAAAUAUGGCUUCAUUUCAAAUUGCAAACAGAUCUGGAACUUCAAAUACUAAUACUACCAACGCAAACAGAAACAGUUUUAAUAUCAAUAGAUAA
This is a messenger RNA of Saccharomycodes ludwigii, 2868 nucleotides long. RefSeq names its product Tco89p (gene TCO89). The transcript has a single exon. Bases 1 to 2868 code for a protein of 955 amino acids. Lineage: Eukaryota; Fungi; Ascomycota; Saccharomycetes; Saccharomycodales; Saccharomycodaceae. Gene Ontology annotation, cellular component: TORC1 complex. The record is from RefSeq and is a predicted model, not a curated record. Gene Ontology annotation, biological process: TOR signaling.